This is a messenger RNA of Fusarium odoratissimum NRRL 54006, 1978 nucleotides long. Its product is annotated as cytochrome c oxidase subunit 5b. Bases 119 to 724 code for a protein of 201 amino acids. NCBI's taxonomy places the organism in Eukaryota, Fungi, Ascomycota, Sordariomycetes, Hypocreales, Nectriaceae. Gene Ontology annotation, cellular component: mitochondrial envelope. Gene Ontology annotation, biological process: mitochondrial electron transport, cytochrome c to oxygen. The record is from RefSeq and is a predicted model, not a curated record. The transcript has 4 exons.
UCUUCCAACUUCGACCCAAAUCAGCCCAUUCCUCACAAAUCCCUCGACAACACCUCUCAGCCCAUCCCGAGUCAUCCUCAAAGCUCGACUCCAUUGCCCGACGCAAACCAUCAACAAGAUGUUCCUGCAACGCUCCGCCCUCACUGCGGCUCGCCGCGCCGCCGCUCGACCUGCUGUCGCUCGCACCUUCACCACCUCUUUCGUCCGCCGAGAUGCUGCCCGUCCUGCCACCCCCAACGAGCAGGCCGCUGCUCUUGCUGGCACCGCCGAGAAGAAGGUUGGCUCCUACAAGACUCUGAAGGAGAUCCGAACUGAGGAGGAUCUCUUCGGUCCUGGUGCCGCCCCCGGAACCGUCCCUACCGAUCUCGAGCAGGCCACCGGUAUCGAGCGUCUCGAGAUUCUCGGUAAGAUGGAGGGCGUCGACAUCUUCGACAUGCGCCCUCUCGACGCCAGCCGCCUCGGAACGAUGAAGGAUCCCAUCAUGGUCCGAUCCGCCGGCGAGGAGCAGUUCGCUGGCUGCACUGGUUUCCCCGCCGACUCUCACAACGUCCACUGGCUCGGCAUCACCCGCGAGCGCCCCAUCGAGCGAUGUCCCGAGUGCGGCAGCGUCUACAAGAUGGACUACGUCGGUCCUGAGGACGAUCACCACCACCACCAUCCUCCCGAGUUCGAGGAGCCCAAGACCUUUGCCGAUUACAUCAAGCCCGAGUACCGAUACAAAUAAAUGCAUUAUAUUACGCUGAGAGGUAUUGAGGAGACUGGGUCGUAGCAUUAAGGGAAAACUAGAUGGAUGUGCAUGGUGCCCCCGGAGAGAGGAGCCGUUUUGUGUAGAAUAGGGUGCCUUUAUUCCCUGUGUCAAUUUACUAAGUUAGCUUCCAGAAGUUGAUGUUGACUAUAUAUUGGGCUUGUUGUGUUUGUGACAAUAGCAGUUUGAUCCAAUUGAGCUUGUAUACAUCAGGAAUGACUUUCCAGGCUUCCAUAGUCUGGGUAUAGCUGGAUUGUGAUGUCAUUUCGUGGUACGGAUGUGAAACAUCCAUUUGCGGUUAUGAAACUCAAUACUGCCAAUAAGAUGUGCCCUUUCGCAAGACGACGAGUAUUCGACCGUAUGUCUGGCGCACCCUCAUCUAUUUUCUGACUUCCAGUCCUGAGAUUGUGGGAGUCUGGGCUCUCAUCUGGUCGAUGCUGGAUAUCAAAGUCGUGUGAUAACAUCGUAUACCGGCUGUAGAUGGAUAUAUGAGCGUGAUCCUUGUGAUGCUCAUGGAAGCUCUGAGUGAUGAGAAACGUGUGUCGUUGAGCUCACUCAUGGCGUUCAACCUUCAUCUUCGUCAAAGCUCAGCUUAAUCUUUUUGGCCUUCUUUUUGGGUUUGCGAUUCUUUGCUGACUCCUUUUCGGUAUCAUCCUUCUCCUUCUUCUUGUCCUCUCCUUUGCCCUCAUCAGAAGCCUCACCGAUGACUUUUCCAACCUUUCGUUUCCUUCCUCCAAUAGCAGCUUUGCUCUCUGACUCUUUGGCGGUUUCUUUCUCUGCUGCAGGUUCCACGUCGUAAUCUCCAGUGUCUUUGACAACUCCAUCCUUGUCGACCUCAAGACUCACAACGUUUCCGUCUUCAUCUACGACAAGCGGGACAUCUUCUGCCUCCUCACUGCUGGAGCGCUUCUUAGCUGACCUCCGUUGCGCAGCGAGUAGUGGAUCAGGCCCUGUAGCACCAGCAGCUUGAGCCCUUAGAGCAGCGAGGAAUGGCGGUGCCGCUGCUUCGGUGUCGUAAGACAGGUUUUUUGAGUUGAUUUUGGGUGCCAUGUUUGGUGAUGCAUGAAACAGACUAGAUACAGCUCUGUUUGUUAUGGUUGGUUGAGCUGUAAGCGAUUGGGUUGCGGCUCUUUGUCAGCGGGACGGGCUUCUUGACGGACGGGAGGAUUCGUUGAUCGCAGGCAGUUCUUGAUGAAGCGGAAUCAAGAUCCAAGAUUCAAUCCCAGCCUAGAC